This is a messenger RNA of Salarias fasciatus (jewelled blenny), 1178 nucleotides long. RefSeq lists its product as uncharacterized. The record is from RefSeq and is a predicted model, not a curated record. Gene Ontology annotation, cellular component: membrane. Bases 32 to 1009 code for a protein of 325 amino acids. The transcript is spliced from 6 exons. NCBI's taxonomy places the organism in Eukaryota, Metazoa, Chordata, Actinopteri, Blenniiformes, Blenniidae.
AACUUCCUCUUGUCUCGAGCUCAAAUGAAUCAUGGAGGCUCACGUACUUCUUUUCAUGGGUUUCCUGCUGAGAAUCUGUCAGUCACAAGGAUCUGAAGAUAAAUUUGUGAAACUUGGAGAAGACUUACUUCUGGAUUUGAACACAUCUGUUAAACUCAGCGAAAGCUUUGAUUUCUUGUGGAAAUUUAAAAACCAUCAACUCGAGAAAGAAGUUAAAGUAGCAAAGGUUACUCAUGAUAAUAAACCAUCUUUAUUUGGCAAGUUUAAGGAAAAUUCAGAGAUUUUCCAGAACUACUCACUGCUGUUGAGGAAAGUGAAACACAAUAACACUGGAACCUACACUGGACUUGUGAGUGGAGAAGAGGACGACGCUGUUGCUGUUUACAACAUUAUAGUCCAAGAUGAAGUGCCCAACAUCACCCUGACGGUGAACGGCACCUCCGACCCCGACUGUAACCUCGCUGUGACCUGCAGUACAGCGGACUCUCACAUUCGCAGCACUUUCAUAUGUGACAUGCAAAACUGCUCCGUCGUGGACGAACUGCAGCCAGGAGACAACAACAUUCCCUCCAUGAAAGUCUACCGGCUGCAACAUUUCAUCGUUUGUAAUUAUAGCAAUCAAGUGAGCUCCAAACAGCACAAGCUGGACACCACAUCCUACUGUGGAACAAAGGAUUCAAAUGGAUCGAUCACAUUUGUGAUCAUUGGUGUCAUCUGUGCUGCCAUCUGCAUCUUGACAGGGGCUGUGACUGUUGCCCUCAUUUGUAGAAAAUGUCGAAGAGCAGCAGGUGUAACAGAAUAUACAUUUCCUGAAGGUGUCAAUCCUGGACAAAACUCUGGAGAUGGAGCUUCAGGUUGCUCUCCAACAUCCACCUACGCCACGGUGCAGUUUCCUCUGGCGCCGACCACGACCGACACACCCAGAAACAAGUGCCAGCCAGAGACACUUUACGCUGAGGUUAACAGAGCACAGAAGAACAAAUCUGAAGCGAAUGAAGCGACUGCUUGAACUGAGAAGGACGGUCACAGCAGGACACUGACAUCUUCAACUCAAGACUGAACACUGAACACUUUAGGCUCUAAUUUGACGGCGCAACUUGGCGAUGAUCACCGGCGGAGGCAGCGCAUUCCUAUUUUCGACAGGCACAGAAGAGGGUUUCUGACCGGUCUGCUGCACU